Messenger RNA from Eucalyptus grandis, 636 nucleotides. RefSeq names its product probable beta-glucosidase btgE. The coding region runs from base 1 to 636 and encodes 211 amino acids. The record is from RefSeq and is a predicted model, not a curated record. Lineage: Eukaryota; Viridiplantae; Streptophyta; Magnoliopsida; Myrtales; Myrtaceae. The transcript has 3 exons.
AUGAGUGAUACUACUACGACUCCUGCUCUUGCUACUGUUGCUGUUAUUGCUGCUAUUGCGGCUACUGCUACUACUACCGUUGUUGCUGCUGCUGCUACUACCACUACUAGGGUUGCUGCUACUAUUGUUGCUACCGUUGCUACCGCUGCUAUUGCGGUUACUGCUACUACUACUACUACCGUCAUUGCUGCUGCUGCUACCACUACUACUGUUGCUGCUACUAUUGCUGCUACUACUACCGUUGCUGCUACUAUUGUUGCUACGGCUGCUCCUACUAUUACCGUUGCUCCUACUACCACGCUAUUGCAGCUCUCAAGCACUACUACUAUCGAAGUUGCUGCACCUGCAGUUGAACCCGAUCAAAUCCACCUGCUUUCAUCAGGCAGUGCACCCACCCUUGCACCAGCAACUGUGUGCUUCCCACUCUUGCCAAAGCUUCCCGUGACAAUGAUGCUACCAGGACAAGCUGCAAGCUUAGCUUGUUCUUGCCUCGGCAGCAUGUCCAUGUGGCACUUGGAAGUUGGGAAAUAUAUUGGCUGUGGUGGCACUUCCAAAAAAGCCUCAGUUAUUGAUGGAAAGGAUGGGACCUUUUGGAGUCUGGCAUCUUCACUUGCCAUAAAGAUUCCUAUAGAGUGA